Messenger RNA from Zerene cesonia (dogface butterfly), 830 nucleotides. RefSeq lists its product as uncharacterized. The record is from RefSeq and is a predicted model, not a curated record. NCBI's taxonomy places the organism in Eukaryota, Metazoa, Arthropoda, Insecta, Lepidoptera, Pieridae. Bases 86 to 811 code for a protein of 241 amino acids. The transcript is spliced from 3 exons.
UUCCAUGACAAUUUUGGGAUGAUAUCAUAACAUCUCCAACAUUGCAUCUUGAAGUGUUCUGUAGUGCUUUAACACAAUACAAACAAUGUGGAAGAUAAUUGCCAGUUUAGCCGUUUUGGCGUUGGUGCGAAGUAGCCCAGUGGAAUAUGGAGUCGGUGAAAAUAUUGUUGGUGCAGUAUCGGAAUGUAUCGACAAUGAUACAUCGUUGUGCUUAAAGGAAAAGGCCCUGAAACUGACCGAAAAACUAGCUAUCACUAAAGAUGUAAACCUUCUCGAAGGCCUGACCCUGGUCAAUACUGGAUCGGUGCGAUCAGCAAGGAGCUACGAGCAAUUGUCUGGUGAUCCCAAAGAAAGGGAAUCCCAGAUAGAAGAGAGGAUCGUCAACAAUGUUGGAGAUUUCUUGGACAAUCACGUACUGCAGUUGCGUUUGUCAGAUGGCUCUGAAGAAUCCAGGGGAUUGGAUGAAGAAGGCCGUGGCAAGAAGAAGAACAAGAAGAAGCUCAAACAGCUCCUCCCCAUUCUCCUCCUCCUGAAACUGAAAAUGGCCGCUCUCAUCCCACUCUUCCUUGGUAUCAUCGCAUUCGUAGCCGUCAAGGCAGUGUUCCUGGGCAAAAUCGCAUUCGCUGUGAACGCCAUUUCCCUAAUCCGUAGACUUCUAUCUAAAAACAACCACUCAUCUGGUGGCGCACUUUCCUUCGCCCCAGCUCAUACAGAGGAACACCCUGGAUACUCCUAUGAACCAGCUCAGGGCUGGAGCAGGAAGGUCAACGACGCCCAGAGCUUGGCCUACGCUGGACAACUUACGAAUUAAAUGAAUAGUUAUGUGUGAA